Cantharellus anzutake is the source of this 1656-nucleotide messenger RNA. RefSeq lists its product as uncharacterized. Lineage: Eukaryota; Fungi; Basidiomycota; Agaricomycetes; Cantharellales; Hydnaceae. Bases 1 to 1656 code for a protein of 551 amino acids. The record is from RefSeq and is a predicted model, not a curated record. The transcript is spliced from 8 exons.
AUGGUUCCGCCUCAGCAGUGCCUGCAGCAUGCAGGGGGGUGGCUUGGUGGCUAUACUGAGGCCAACUGGCUUUGGCUUCACGUGUUAUGGAUCCUCCUUCGACGUUACCUUAUCAGUAGGACCACGGUGCUUCAUGACAUUGAGCUCUUGGGAAAAGCCCCACCUGCUCAGAAAAUCCCAGGAACGGUCGUUGUCGCUGGAAGAAGUUUGUCCGGAUACGUUUCUGCAAGAAUUUUGGCCGAUUACUUUGAGAAAAUCGUUCUGAUCGACCCUGAUACAAGUGUAACGGCUGUUGGAAGAGUACCACAACGUUCUCACUUCCACGUUGUCUUGGCCAUCUCUCUGACAAUCCUUCGUAAACUCUACACGAGCUUUGACAGUGAGGCGCCAAAGGAUGAUGUUUACAUAUUUCCUGGAUUGAGACACUGGUGGAUUGGUAGGAACUACUUUGGCGACCUCAAAUCAAAGAGGCCAGAUCAAAUCAGUGGCUCCCGAAUCUCAGUUGAACGUCUCUGUCGGCGCUUGUGCAAUGCAUACUGCGGUGACCAGCUUCAAGUCAUUCAGGGAACCGUCACCGGCAUUACAGCUUCACCCGACAAAGCAACAAUCCAUUCCGUUUCUUACCGCCCUGCCUCGGAUGCCCCCACGACGGCUCCAAGUACUUUACUAUGCGCACUCUUUGUGGAUUGCUCUGGCGCAUCAACAAUCGGUGCCAAGUUAUUGCCAGCAGCCUGCGAGAAAUGGGGCCCUUAUGGUCGCGCUUCGUAUAAUCCGAACGUGAAAUACUACACCACGUCCUUCCCCCUUGCUCCCGAAACGCAAGAGAAGGUAUCGAAGGCAUUGCCUCAAGACGAUCGGUCGUUCGGGAGGUGGGAAACUUGCACCGUCAUUGGUGCAGUUUCGCCAACACCUGAAAGUGGCCGAGACCUUUUCGGUUAUCAGCGAAUUGAAGGGAAUAGAUUGCUCGUUGGGUAUUCUGGGUGGAAUAUCGACACAUGUCCUAGGACUUUGGCUCAGUAUAUUGAAACAGUGAGACAAUUGUACAACAAAAGCAUCCCUAGCUCGCGCCACCACCGAGAUGAAUGGUUUUUCGAGCUGUUACGACUCAUUGGAGAAGAUGCAGAUAACCUCGACGAACCUAUCAAGUGGGAUGCUCACACCAUGACUUCCUGCUAUUGGAUUGACUAUGCGUCCAAACCUAUCCCAAACAAUUUUAUCGCCGUUGGUGAUGCCUUGAUGGGAGUAAACCCAAUUUUCGGGCAGGGCGUGACCAAACUCUUGGGCAACGCCACGGUUCUCAAUGCUACCUUGCAUAAAGCAACAAAGUCUUCGAAGAAACUACAGUUGUUGCCAGGCUUUGCUCAUUCGUACUUCGAGCGUGUACUUCGUAUCGACAGGGGCAUGUUCGAUACUAACCGUCUUCUGGAUUAUGGUUACGAUUCUACAAUACCCCAGCCUGGAGAAACGUUGGAGACAGGAAAAACCUUCAGGAAAUAUUGGGAGGCGCUAGUCAAUUUCGUUGCUCAUGAUCCAACUGGAUACGAGAUCUUUAAUAAUGCGUUAUGCGGAUUCAGCCCCGGGAUAGAUUUGAUGAGUCCUUCGUUUGUCCUCAAGUCGAUAUUUUGGUUGUGGUGGUCCCCCCUAGGGUCUUCCUAG